AAGCAAAAACUUGCUCUGCUACUUAAUUAUAUCGGAGAAGAAGCGUACGACAUUUAUGACAAUUUGCUAGUGCGAGAUAGCGACGAGACAUUGAAUAACGCCAUAGAUAUCUUUGAUAAACAUUUUAACCCAAAAAGAAAACGUCGAAUACGAAGUAUAUUUAUUCAGAAACCUGAAGCUAAUUGAAGUAGAAACCAUCCACCAAUUUUACGUUAGGAUGAAACAACAAGCUAACAGAUGUGACCUUAACACAAGAAUAGAACAAGAAAUUAAACAACAAUUAAUUUCAUCGACAUGUAAUAACAACUACAAAAAUACGCCUUAAGAACACAGAGUUAACUUUGCAAGACUUCUUAACGUAUGCGAACUCUUUAGAAGAUGCUGAACACAGAUGACGUUGACAAUACAAACAAGCAUGAAGAAGAAGUUAAUGAAUUGAGAAGAAACUUAUAAUAAUCUAGCUUCGCACACUGAGCAAUGGAUAAUCCAGGACCAUCAACGCCAAAGAAGUUUAAACAACAUCAACCUAAUGAAGACACAUCCUUGAAUGCAUUUGUGGUGUCAUUAUCGCCGUUAAAAGAAUCAAAAAAACAUGUCCCAUACUUUGACAUGGAGCUGCAGUCUGAUGCUGGUUCUGAGCGUGCUGUGUGUUUUACAAAAGCAAGAUAUGAUUUAUUCAAACGUUUAAACAAAUCAGAUAAUGAAGGUGUUUCCCUGAAACGAUUCAAAAAGUCGAAUAACGAUAUUCUGAUAACAGACUACAGUCAAGUGAAAAAGAUCGCAAUGAACAGACAAAGACCUGAAGAAUCAAUACAGAUAUCUGAAAUUGCAACAUCAUUAGCAGAAUGUGCAUUAUUUCAACGUAUUAACAUAAAAGGAAUAAUUACAGCAAUUUCUGAAGUUAAAACUAGUCAAAAAGAUGAUGGCAAUGCUAUACAAUUCAAAACAGCUAUCGUAUCCGAUAGCUCUGGACAUGCUAAUAUUACAAUAUUCGGAGAUUUAGUGAACCAGGUCAAAAAUGAUGAAGCUGUCUUGCUAACGCAUAUACAAAUUGCCCGGUUCAAGAAGGACAGACUGCUUAAGACGACAGAUAUAACGAAACUGAAAAAAGUGACAAUUGAAGAAAAUAUCGACACUACAAUAACUAAUCCAUGCCAAUGUAAAUUUGUUACAAUGAAUAUGUCAUCCUUGGAUACAAAAACAAUCUGUCCGUCCUGUUCCACAGAAAUACAAUCAUAUGAAGAAAUUGUGUUAUGCAACAAUUGUUCUAACAUGUCCUCUAUUGACGAAUGUCAAAAAAAGAGUUCUAAUGUUUUAACAGUGUUGAAAAAUACAUCUACUGGCGCAAAAUAUAAUGUUUCGAUCCCAUUGGAUAUGCUCAAGAUAAUAGAUGUUCCUGUAAGUAACAAAGUUAUGUUUGUUAAGAAGCUUCUGUCUGAAACCUUAACAAUAACGUUGAAUAUGGACAACAUGACACUACAGGACUUGGAACUGUUCACCGAAAACUUGGAAGCCAGUGAUACAAAAGAUGAAUAGGUUGACUUCCCAUGACAAUCUUCAUGUAUAUAUUUUUGAAUAGUUUAUGAACUGUCUGAAGCUAUCACUACUUUUGUUCAUUUUGAUCAUUUAGUUCACAAUUUUGUUAUUUUUCACGAUUAGAUAGAUAUAUUUUAUCAUACGUCCAACAUCGUUAUACUACUGAAAGUUCAAACUUCAAAAUCCACGUUGCUUCGGUAUUUUCACACAAGCUGGUCCAGAGUUGAAAAGUUAUUUCUUAUCCUUUCUAGCACGUAGCCAAUUUUUGGCAGCUAUUGUAUAUAUAAUUCCUGUGUUCGUUCAGCUUUUGUAAAUAAGACAGCUGGCCUGUCACUCUUCUAUUACAUUAUAUGUUUGCAUCACAACUGACUUUCUUUCCUCUGAGUCAAUUCUUCAUUCAAACGAUAGCUAUUACCCUAUUUUCGUUUAAAUUUGUUACACAAAAGAUCACGUGACAAAUCAAUUUUGACCGCUAAGCAGCCAUUUUUGUUUGAGUGGAAGAAUACCAGCUCGUAUAACAGUCUUGUGCACGUGUAGUGUUUAUUUGUUAACGAAAAACGUCAGCGACUCUGCCGUGUAGCAGUAUCGCACCAAGAAAUGACGUAAUGUGGCUAAAUCUACGGCAACGAAUCAGCUAAAUACACAUUCCUUAACCAACUCUCCUUGCAAAUUUGAACGUAGCCUAUUUCAUCGACCCCGAACCUGGUUGUAUUCUCUUUCGUCGAAUUUUCUGAGAUCUCGCAAAGCUUACAGCUGCUUAGCAUGCGCUUUAGUAAGCCUUGGUCUGAAUGACCCAGCGUUGGUUGUUGUUCCCUGUGUCAGCCCCGGUCCGUGCUACCCUUUACUACCAAAGUUGUUAGACCAUGAGACCGCAAAGAAAUUGUCUAUGGAAAGACUAGGCUAACUACGCUUGAGACUGGUGAAAAUUGAGGGCUUUGACCAGCGUUUCCCGCUUCGCGUCAGGUUUGAGGCUUCUUCCACUACUCCGCCCCGACCGUUUUGAAAAGUAACUUCGUAAUAUCUCCCAGUCUGAUGCCGAGCGGCUUCUUGUUCUUUUUAGGCAGAGGGGAAGAUGUGAUGUUGUGGACUCUACGAUGGAGAGUUACUUUUAAAUGGAAUAUGUUACGGAACCUAUUUUUGUUAGAAUAUAUCUCAUAAGAAACAAAACAGACGUGUUUACAGUGACCCAGCUGAUAAAGUGAUUUCAAUUACCACUUGUUAGAGUAGCAGAUUUAGGGUAAUGAAAAUUCUAUAACUUAUGGGGUGUAAUCAUCCGUAGUCAGGCGCCAGACUAUUAGCUAUAUAAUGUGUUAUUUUUUGCCUCAUACUUUUUUGUUUCUUUCUCUUCUUAUAUACUUUGUUUCCCCUAUCACCCUUUCCUAUUAUAUGAGUGUAUAAUUUACAGCCGUGUUAAUUUGCUUAAAGUUUUGUCACGCUUUUAAAAAAGUGAUACAUUGUUACAAAAGUUUUUAUUAAUUCUUUGAUUAUGAUUCACUAGAUUCUACUACUAUAGCAAGAUGAAAUAUUUUGAUAUGUUAUUUUCUUUAUGAUUUGGUUCCCUUUUUUGCUCAUGGCUGCUGAUUCCAGUUGUGGUAUAUGAAAAAAGAAGAACUUGUGGAUAUAAAAACUUUAAGUUUAGAAAAAACAUUACUUGGCUUUAAGGUUACUAAAUUAACCUGACUCAUAAAUAAAAAAUGCUGUUUUCUAUGCUUGUUUUUUUGAAAGAGUCCAAUAUACUGUCCUAAUUAUUGCUUGUAGAAAUUUCGUAUGUUUUUUCAUAGUCACAAGAAAAAAAG
This is a messenger RNA of Hydractinia symbiolongicarpus, 3332 nucleotides long. RefSeq lists its product as uncharacterized. The transcript is spliced from 4 exons. The record is from RefSeq and is a predicted model, not a curated record. Lineage: Eukaryota; Metazoa; Cnidaria; Hydrozoa; Anthoathecata; Hydractiniidae. The coding region runs from base 478 to 1536 and encodes 352 amino acids.